Messenger RNA from Polyodon spathula (Mississippi paddlefish), 2074 nucleotides. RefSeq names its product solute carrier family 25 member 18 (gene slc25a18). The transcript has 11 exons. The record is from RefSeq and is a predicted model, not a curated record. Gene Ontology annotation, molecular function: L-glutamate transmembrane transporter activity; L-aspartate transmembrane transporter activity. Gene Ontology annotation, biological process: L-glutamate transmembrane transport; malate-aspartate shuttle; aspartate transmembrane transport. The coding region runs from base 277 to 1233 and encodes 318 amino acids. NCBI's taxonomy places the organism in Eukaryota, Metazoa, Chordata, Actinopteri, Acipenseriformes, Polyodontidae.
AUUCUUUGCAUUAACACGGCUGGCUCCCGCACUCUGCAAAACAAAGAGGAAUUCUCAGCAGACUCUCUGAGAUGCAUACGGGGAAGGACUGAGCGUGAGACAGGCAGACACGAUUAGGCCAAAUUGUGAAAGAAGAGUGGCUGACGUGACAUGGCCAGUACAGCAAGUAGACUGUGCACAAGUUUCUUUUGGCAGUAGAGAUCCUUCAUCACUAAGACCAGGACUCAUUAACCUACCGAAGGUGACUGGAAUCUUUUUACAAAUCCAAAGAACAACAUGGCUGACCACAAAAUCAGCCUCCCUGCUAAGCUGAUUGACGGUGGUAUCGCAGGUCUGGUGGGGGUGACGUGUGUGUUUCCCAUCGACCUGGCAAAAACACGGCUACAGAACCAGCAGGGCCAGCGCCUCUACACAGGAAUGUUAGACUGCUUGGUCAAAACAGUUCGACAGGAAGGCUAUUUUGGAAUGUAUAGAGGUGCAGCAGUGAAUCUCACUUUAGUGACUCCAGAAAAGGCGAUCAAACUGGCAGCAAAUGAUUUUUUCCGAAACCUGCUGUCUAAUGACGGAAAAAAACUUACUCUUUUUAAAGAGAUGUUAGCAGGGUGUGGAGCUGGGACCUGCCAAGUCAUUAUUACCACACCCAUGGAAAUGCUCAAAAUCCAGCUCCAGGAUGCAGGUAGACUAGCUGCCCAGAAGACUGUGUCUGCAGCCGGUGGCUCUCCUCCUCCCCAGGCCCGAUCAUUCUCCACCAGCACAGCAGCCGCCCGCAGGCGCCCUUCCGCCACUAUGCUGGCCAGGGAGCUCCUGAAAACCAAAGGGAUCAGCGGGCUCUACAGAGGAAUCGGCGCCACGCUGGUCAGGGAUGUGCCGUUCUCCAUGAUCUACUUCCCCCUGUUUGCCAACCUCAACAAGCUGGGGCCGAGAAGCCCUGGGGAGACGGCCCCCUUCUAUCACUCCUUCAUAGCGGGCUGUGGAGCCGGUGCUGUGGCAGCCGUGGCUGUGACCCCUCUUGAUGUCAUUAAGACUCGUUUACAAACCCUCCGAAAAGGCGUGGGAGAGGACACAUACAGAGGAACUGUGGACUGCGCGAGGAGAAUCUGGCAGCGAGAAGGGUACUCUGCUUUCCUGAAAGGAGCUGGUUGUCGCGCACUGGUCAUCGCACCUCUGUUUGGGAUUGCCCAGGUGGUCUACUUCUUUGGUAUCGGGGAAUAUCUCCUGGCCAAUCUUGGUUAGAUACCUCCCUGAAUGAAAUCCUGGCUCAGAUCGGAUCCUUUCAGAGCUUUUGUAUGGUGCUACCAAAGAUGCUGAACACUUCACUAGAAAGAAUCUGCACAUCAACAGCUUUGCUACUUCCAGAGCUUACAAAAUCCCCCUGUAUUUCAUUGUUAAACUAUUACUUGGAAGAUACUGGUCUAUAUUACAAGAAACCUUUGUUAUAAUAAGUCUCAAUAUAGGAUAUUUUUGUAAACACCAAUGUGUAAGCUCUCUAUGCUUUGACAAUAAUUCCAUACUGCCAAGUAAUGCUUUAAUAAAGUAUUAUAGUGUAACCUUAUCACUGAUCCCCUUACUGUUGUCUGCAACAUCCAUUCAGUGCUUGUUUGUUUUUUACUUUUUCAAUAAGCAGAUUUUUCAAUUCCCACAUUGUGGCCUAAAACAAGCAAAGAUCUUCAGUACAAGAGCGAGGGGAUCAGUGAUUAAGUAGCUAAUCUGUUUCCUACUCUUAGCACACUCUGGUGUACCUGAUAUUCUUAAGAGACAUGAUUCCGAGAGCUCUAUUUAGACCACUAAUGACUGCACAGACAUGAUACAAAGGGAAUCUAUGUAACAAGAAUAUAUUUGUUAAGGUGCCUAAUAUAUUUCAAAAUCUGAAUGAGCUUUCAGUUAGUACAAAAUUUAAGUUUUAACAUAAAAAAAAAACUAAAUACAGGUAUGUUAACUACAUGUAACUAUACUGUAGCUAUCAUCUACUACAAUAAAUCAGCAAACUGACAUUGACAUUAACAACAUGUAUUUAACAAAAUUAUUUUUCUGAUAAUAUCAUUGCAUGUAUACAGUGCCUAUAGAAAGUCUACAC